Clonostachys solani is the source of this 1077-nucleotide messenger RNA. NCBI's taxonomy places the organism in Eukaryota, Fungi, Ascomycota, Sordariomycetes, Hypocreales, Bionectriaceae. The record is from the annotation of a GenBank genome assembly.
AUGCACUUUUUAAAAGCUUUAGUAGCCUUGCUACUUCCACAGCUAGGAUUGAGUUUGGCCACUCCCAAACCGGGGAAUGAAACUGCCGGGCAUAUUCCAGGGACGUCAAGUCAUCAUGCCAAAGUCAGAGGUCAAACCUAUCAUUAUCUCCUCGCUGAGCCUACCUCUGCCCAGAAGGGCACCAUCCUUCUCUUGCAUGGGAUACCGGAUCUUUCCUAUGGCUGGCGCUAUCAAAUUCCUCCUCUUGCGAAGCUUGGCUAUCGUGUUAUUGCUCCGGACAUGUUGGGCUACGCAGGUACUGAUUCCCCUUGCUCCGUCACUCACUGGGCUCGCAAGGAACUUGCGGCCGAUAUGGCCGACCUCAUUGGACAGCUUGUGCCUAAGGGGGAGCAAGUCAUCGUCGGUGGCCAUGACUGGGGUGCCGGCCUGACCUAUAAGGUUGCUCUCUGGCACCCCGAGCUUGUCAAAGCAUUCUUCAGCAUCGCCAUUCCUUACGUCCCCCUUUGGUUGGGCCCUACAAAGGAAUGGGUCGAUAUGUUGGAUCUCGUGGAAAACGGUACCUUCCCAUCAAUGGGAUACCAACUACAAUUCCGUGAAGAAGCCUUGGAGCGCAACGUCACAAGCCUGGCCCAGAUCCGGUCGUUCAUCAAUGGCGCCUAUGGUGGGACGACUUUGGACGGGAAAGGCGCCUUCUCUCCUCAAAAUGGGGUUGAUUUCGAUAUUGUUGAUCAACUAGGUCCUAACCCAUUAGUGAACAGUUCGGAACUAGACUUUUACGCCAAAAGAUUUCAUAUCAAUGGUAUGCGGGGCCCCUUCAACUGGUACCGGACCAGAAGAAUGGAUUGGGAGGAUGAGCUGCCGUUUCUCAAGGACGGCCCAAUCAAGUACAAAAUGCCGGUCCUCUUCAUGCCCGCGACCAAGGAGCCAAACUCUAUGCCCGCGAACAUCUGGACCGACAUGGGCGACUAUUUUGAGUCCUUGAAGAUUCAAGAAUUGGACUCACAUCACUUCGCGCACUGGGAGGCUGCCGACAAAGUCAAUGAGGCACUGGCAACUUGGCUGCCAACGUUGCAAUAG